AUGCUUUCAGGCACACAGGAUGCACUGGAGAGAGUGGAGUUCCUGGAACAGGACGAGGUCACCGAGAGGGUCACGGAGGACGAGGAGGUUCGACAUGGGCUGCCUUUGCCAAGGGCUCCGAAGGUGCCUAGCUUGGAUGAGCUCUCCAAUGACCUCGAUGUGCCCAGUGAGCUUCCAGCCUCCGCACCUUCAGCUCUGAUCCAGCCACGCGUGCUCUUCUCCGCUCACGAGGACAAGUCUCAUGCCAUCUCUGGUGAGACUUCCCUGGAGACCAUCAGGAGGCUGGUGGACACCCGCAGGGUGGAGACUGCUCUACAGCAGCUCUCCCAGCACUCCUAUGGCGUUGAGGCGGAGCAGCUGGACUCUGAUGGAUAUUUGCCGAACCUUAUUGUGUCAGCUGCAGAACUAGCCCAAAUCAUCGCAAAGUGA
Durusdinium trenchii is the source of this 429-nucleotide messenger RNA. The record is from the annotation of a GenBank genome assembly. Lineage: Eukaryota; Dinophyceae; Suessiales; Symbiodiniaceae.